GCGCUGUAAGCAAAAAGCAAAACACCUGGAAGUUAUCCGGAACAUUACAUGCAUGUACAUGUACAUUACAUGGCAUGAAUUGCAGACUACUCGUGUCAUAAGCUGGCGAUUCAAAGAAUUCGCCUUCGAAUGGUUAACGAACGUGCGUUGGGAAUCAGGUUUUGUUUGGAAUUAAUCAGAAGAAGCUCGAUGAUAUCUUAUUAAACAACCGGAAGAAAAAAUCAUGACUACAAGGCAUGAAGAUUGCUGGCCCUAAAUAUGCGGUAAAUAUUCCGUUUUUGUUUUCAGAACGUUGCUUUGAUUUUAAAGCUUAAACAGGCACAACAUCGUUAUUUUAUAGCACAGUAACAUAACAGAGGCACAAAAAAUAUAGGCGAAUAUACAAUUAACAGCAGACAGAAGACCAGUUAUUUGUGAAUGUAAUGCACAUUGUUGUAGCUCGCAAUAGCCUCACAUUAUAAAAAGUAAACUUCGCAAGUAACCCAGGUAUCUAGAUGUUUCAUUUUAGGCCUUCGUUUUUUCCAGCCAAAAUAUUCUCGGCGAAUUGUGUCGUUAAAAGGACUUCCUCGGUUGAUUGUCCGGCUACCAAACGAUAUGAGAUACACUGGUAGCGAUUUUUAUUAGCCCGCGCCGAUUACCCGAUUAACAUCUAUCCGCUUUCAAUCAAAACACCAAAAAAAUUUUAAAAGAAGAAAUAAAAUUAUGACUUAAAUUGGACGAAAUAACAUUGUUUUGAAUUCACUGAGUGUGAUGUCGUAUUGUGAAGUCAAUAAAGGUAUACGUAUAUUUAAAUUUUUACUCCACAGAUGCGACAGAAACCACCGGUGUCGUAUAAGAUAAGAUUUGAAACUUAGUGCACUGUUUUUUUUUUUUUAAUGAAACGUUCCUAAAUAUGCUUUGGUGAUAAAAAUUAUACCAAUGCUGAAAUGGUAGCUAUUUGUAAAAAAAAAAAUACUAUCUAGAAAAUUGUGUAUAUAACUAAAAUUAUAUAUGAUUCAAACACUGGGCGACUAGAUCACUUGGAAAGCCCAAUCUGCAUCAAACAAUUGUUAUUAUAUUCCUUCAAUUCUUUAUUCAGGAGUCCUGGGCCAAUUCUAAAGAGCCCUCAGAACAAUUUCAUUACCAAUUUUACAUUUGCAGCGAUCCCUAGUAAGGCUGAUACAUGUUUACAAAAAAGAUAAGCCAAUAAAGUAAACAUUGAUAAUUUUUUUAUUAAUUGGCCAGUGAUACACAAUACUACCUUAACAUAAAGUGCGUGUGUGUUUUUAUUAUCACUAUCAUUUUUAACGUCUCUAAAUUUACGGAGAAACCGUUUGACUUUGAAGUUGCAAGCGGUUAAAAAUAUUUUAAUGAAUACAAUCAAAGUUCAGGCUUUGCUGUAUAAUUACCCUAACCCUAAAACAGUAUUCUUUAAAAAAGAUAGACCCCGACCCAGACCCACGACGUGAUGAGACCACUGGUUUCCUUACGAAAUGACGUCUGAGAAACGAGCGCAAAAAUUCAUACUGAUGACGUGUCACUACCCCGAUCUGGAUAGUGCUUCUGAUUGGUUUAAGCAAAUUUUCCUCGCGGUAUGACUAACCAGAAGCUCCACCCAGAUCGGGGGAGUGACGUUUCAUCAGUAUGGAAUUUCUGCGCUCGUUUCUCGAAUGUCAGUUCGCGAGGAAACCAUAUUGAUGGCGUUACGAAAGGUCGGCUGUUUUGUCAGGCUAAUUUUAUUUGCAUCUGUAAGUUUUCACAGGAGGGGAGAAGUUACAAUGAAGCGAAUCGUCUUGAUUUGCUAUGGAUUAUUCGUUACUAUGACUUUAAUGUCAAAUGCAUUGUUUGUCUCCUGGGACAAAAACGCCAAUUUGACCAAAGAUGACAUUUUUAUUGCUUUUCGGCAAAUUUACGUGCCUAAAGUAUUUGGUUCGGUGACCCCAGCCUUCAGAAAUCUCACCUCACAUUCACUGGAUGAAAGAUGCAGCAAGGGGAUGGCUCUCUCAAUAUCAUGGAGCUUGCAUGAGCCCUAUUCAGGAGUCCUAGGUCCAAAAAUUGGCAAGCAGCUUGGUUUUGCUGCACGCGGGAUAUUUCCAAGUGAGUAUGAACCCUAUCAAACAAAAAAUUCUAAUUUGUAGCUUUUUCCAGGCGUUCAGAUGGUGGUGUGCAGCGCAAAGCCAGAGAGCGGGGAAAAAAUAAGAUGGAAGAGAGGGGAGGGAAGCCCCCCAGUCCCCCCCUCUCUGUUUUUCCAUCCACAUAUCUUUGUGCCGUCCCCCAAUCUAAACGCCUGGAACAGACUGUCUAAUUUGUGGAUUUUGACACCAGAUUUUCAUGUAAGACCCUGGAAAAACUACGCCAUUUCUAAUGUUUAAGAGUAUGAAAAAAGAAAACAGAAAAGAGAAAGAUGAAAUUUCAGUUUGUGAUAUAACGUGGUGUGGGACAAUUGGGAAAGUAACAAUCAUUUUCACGGCAAACGGCAAACGUCACUUUGUACCACGUGACCAAACUUUUUCCCUUUACUUCAGUAUAGUCUAUUAUUUAUUGUAUAUUUAGUCUGAAUAAGUAGUUUUAUAUCAGGCUCAUCCAUAAGGAAUCAUUUCGCACGGUUUUGACAGCUCACGGCUAAUGUUAGCCAUCAAUAACCCGAAAUUUGACGUUUAGUUUUCAGGGGAUCAGUUACUCUGGGUGCCAGAGGUAUUUUUCUUGCGUGCAGUUGUCGACAGCAGGUCAAAUACCUUCUGCCGAAGCCACGAGCCUUGACCCGCGAUAUAAAAAAAAAUUUAACCCGGCUUGACCGACCUAAACCGGUAACCGCGCAUGAAAAGUAUUUUUUCACCCAAGCCCAGAAUACCGGACAGGGGAAUUCCAUUCGUAGCCUGCCAACGAAGACGUAUUUCCAGUUGCCGCUUGUCUCCACCGGAAAUAGUCUACGUUCGCGCAGGCUACAAUUAUACCAAAAACAACUCAUAGUGCAGUCACCCAAUGUUCGAGCGUUACCUUUCACUACAUUUUUCUCUCUAUUAACAGAUGUCGUUCAACAGAUCGUUCGAUAUUGCUGCAAUAAAAGUGAAAUUGUCUAUGGAAGAUUCCUUAAAAGUAUUCGGGAAGCAGAAGAUCACUUUUCAGAACAGAUGUACGACUUUACAUUCCCCGUGUACGUAUCAAAAAUGGAUAAAGAUCUCUAUAAAGAUCAACCGUUCGUUACCGUGGUAGCAGCACCGCGAGUCAUGCUUCUCGUGUAUGACAGUCCUCAGGUAACGUGAAAUACAGUAAACCUUCUUUAGCACGGACUGCGUUAGCAACGACACAAGGGAGGGGGGCUUACCAUUAGACAUAACUGGGGGUCCGGAACAGCCCAUUCGUAAAGAGGAUUCCACUAUUUACAGCGGAACUGUCCAUUCGGAGCAGUCUUUUUCUAAAUACUAUGAACAGCAGGGUUGGAUUUUUAGCGAAGACUCUCGAAAAAAGCCUGUUUCGUUUUCCAGAUGAAAAUCCUGGCCGGCCAGUUUCGACUUUGGGUAAAACCAAAAGCGCUCUAAGUGUCCGUCUUAGAGAGGUUUCCCCCUACAGAGCCUAAGUCAAGGAAAACGACUGAGAAAAGGUAAAAACAAACUCAAAGUGACCGUUUUAUGUCCGCUAAAAGGGAGUUGACUAGUGGUAAAUCAGUGAAUGCCAUUUGUAAGUUAGACAAAGGUCUUUUAAAUAAUGAGAAGGAAGAGUUUCAGGUUUUAAGAGGUUGUUUUCAUUUUUCAAGGGGCAGUAACUGAUUUAUUGUCGAAGCAUAUUAUUAAUUAUAACCCUUUCAUGGCCGCUCAUGAUAAAGGACAUUGCAAAACAGAUUAGCACCUGUUGAGGCUGACGCGGCAAGGCCUGACCUGAGAACGAAACUGACAACAUCUACCCCUCUCGGCGACGCUUACGAGGCACCAGGGGCGUAGCUAGGGGGGUCCUGCGGUGCCCGUGACCCCCCCUUGGUAGGCCUUCCUUUGAGCAAACAACCUACAAUAUUCAGGUGGCGAAAACACCAUGACAAUAUCUUGGCCGUAAAAGCCAUUGUUGAAAAGCCCACUUUUUUAAAAUUUGUUUUUUUGUAAAGUAUUUUCGUCAACGGCUCUUGUCUUUAGUUAAUAUGGGCGUGGAGGUCGACAUGACAAUCUGGUGAGUAGCCUCUGUGACCCCCCCCUUUGAAAAAUCCUGGCUACGCCCCUGCGCACGCAAGCUAAAUCCUCUCCAUCCAAUAUUUAGAUUAGCUUGGUUAUUCCUACUGGCAUUUAGGAACGCCCAUCAAGUCUGCAAAUAGAGCCUUUGUAGUUACCUACUAAAUCGUACUGAAAUAAGAGUUGUUAAAAAUAAAAGGAAAUGGGCACAAGGACCGAGUCUAAAAGAAUUGAACCUUCUUGUUCCACAGAAAACAAGGACGCAAAAUCUUGCUGAUACGAUAUUUAAUGCCUGGCCAUUCUUGAUAUUUAUACUGGCUGCCGCGGGAGCAUCUGGGAUGUCGGUCUGGUUAUUGGUAUGAUGGAAUUAUACUGGACUAGAUUAUUUUGAAAUAGAAAGUCAUAAAAAUAUAAGUCAUUUAGAAUCAAUAAUUUCUUUCGGUCCGCUUAAGAUAGUGAAAAUGACUUUGAGAAGGAGAAAUAGUUAUCACUGGACCGGAAUAUGAUGACAGAAGAACAAAAAUUACUUCUGAUUCUUUUUUAGAAAGAUGGAAAAAUCAUAGUAACCAAAGGAAGGGAUCAGAGGCCAAAAUCAAAACUAAAUCCACGUAUGGAUAGCUCAAAAUGCCUUUGUUGAGGUCUCGAUUGGAUUUUGGAAAGUUCAGUAGCUCAAAAGCCGAGUAGUAAAGUAAUAAUAAAGCUAAAAUAGUUGCGAAAGAACCUUAGAAUGUCACGGCGCUAAAUUAAAUGCAUGGUAAUCAGUUUUCAAUUGAUUUGUUUCCUCGUAGGAAUAUGUCUUCUUCUCGUCAGAAUUUUCCACCACAUUCGUCCAUGGAGCCUGGGACGGGUUUUGGUGGGCUGUUGUUACCAUGACAACUGUCGGGUAAGUGAUGUGAUUCCCUGCCGAUUUCUUUAAUUCUUGUUGCAUAUUUCCACAUUUGUCUAUUCUCUCUCCCCGGCCAAAUUACAACGCGUUUCCUCAAAGAUUUCCUUACAUAUUUUAGAAGGGGCGUAUGGAUCAAAUUUCCAAUACUUUUUCUCUAGCUGUGCAGCACACUUUUGCCUCUACCAAUGAACAACCGGACGACAAUGAUACGUCCAUAAAGCAAGCGAAGAAAGUGUCCCACAAAAGCGCAGAAUUUUAACAGACGUUUGUAUGGGGCAGUUCGUGCAACUCAACAAUACAAACGCCUGAAAAAUUCCGCGACUCUUGAAAGUUAUAUCUUCGUUUUAAUUAGUUUUUAACAAAUCACUUUCAAACUUGAGACAUUUACUGAUUUUAAGGCGCUCCUUCCAGCCGUGUUCACGGAUUUUCGUUAACUGUUUCCAGACAAAAGUUGAAAAAAUCGUGUAAGGGUCUAUUGCUGCAGUAAGUCAUAAGUCAUUCCUGGUAAACUACAAUUUAUAUCCAUUUUCACAAUCUAUGUUACUAUUUUUACUCCCUAAGGUUUGGGAGUAAAAGUCUGGUAACUUUCUCUCACUGUCUGUUCUCUGGUACAUGACAACCAUCGAAUACGACCUUCCUAUGAAGUCUGCGUUUGCAUCUAAGUCAACUCAAACCGACUAAAAUGACCAUACAAUUACUAUGAUGUCUCGGACCCAAAGCCCUCUGCUUUUCAACUUUUCAACUUUCAACUUUAACUUUAUUUAAAUUCGGAAAUAUAACAAAAGAUACAUUGGGACAAAGACAAUGAGCUAUCUGAAAUCUUUGUGCCCCCCUAGUUUCCAAGGGCUUGCUUCGGCCCUGAUUUGAAACACCUUAAUUUUGCUUCUCACCACUAUUAAACAAUUUUAUAAAAAUUUCGUCCUUUAUUAGGUAUGGUGACAGAUCACCGAAAUCUUUACCUGGGCGCCUCUUCUGUUUUAUUUGGAUAAUCACUGGUAUAAACAUCAUAUCGAUAUUUACUGCGUUGGUAACCGCUACAGUGACGGCAUCGACUCGACCUUACUUUAAUAUUCAUGGAGCAAAGGUAGUUUGAGUUCAUCUUCCACCAACUUUUCUUUUGUUUAGGGCAAUAUAACACCAAUCCAAAGUUAAUUCCCAUAGUAACUCAAAGGCCGGAUUAAACCUAAGGCUUUCAGCAACUUGUUCCAGGUCAACAGCUAUCAGAGCUAUAGAUACUAGUGGAUCUCUUUAUUUUAUGCUUAUCAAGUACAAAGAAUAAGAUCAAACUCUACUGCUUUGCGUAUCAUCCUUUGCAGGUCGGGGCAGUUAAUGGAAGCGAGGAGUUUCGUCUGGGUGUUAGCAUCAACUUCGACAUGAAAGGUACCACUUUACGGCUAUGUUAUGGUUUUUUUUUUUUUUGGCGAACAUAUAUUGCUCUGCCAUUAUGGCUCUUGAGUGCACUUACUGAAUCUGGAAAGGAAAUGACAUGCACAUCACUGUUCCUGGAUCAAUUAAUCAAUUAACUAGUGACUUGAAUGAAUGAUUGAUGUAGGUCUGGAGCGAGGGUGAAAACAGAGAGUGAGACAAGAAUCUUAUGCCCAAGCUUCGUGCCUUGAAAAAUAGAUUUUGAGGGGAAAAAAGAACCGACUGUUUUGUAGUUAGGUGUUUAAUGAGCUGUCCGUGAAAAAACUCAAUCCCUACGCCUCGGCAAAACUAUUCAAUUUAACCAUUACUAUUUCCUUUGGUUUUCACUGAGAUUCUGGGGAAACAAAAUUCACUGUUUCCCUCGGACCAGUCAUUGUAGGGGUUAUAUCACGGCUGGCGUCCGGGGAUGAAUUGUUAAUUUUGUAAAUAUAUAAUACCAAUUACACUCCCUUAUUCACUAUGAAAAUUGGAAAUUGUUUGUGAAUGAGAAAAUCGCAGCUUCGCAUCACACAAUUGUCUCCCUGCGUUAUAUCAAAUGUUACAAAGAACUAAUUUAAAGUGAAUUUUGAAAAAUGUUAGGGUAGCAAGUUUUCAAAACCACAACUGCAAUCCGUUUCUUUCUUCUUCAACUUUGUCCAUCUGUGCUUCCUUUUGUAUUUACUACGUGUAUGUUUUUUUAUACCUUCUUUUAACGUUUUGAACUGUAAUUGCGGAAUAUUUCACCCAACUUGGUGGCAGUUACAACUAUUGAAUUUUGAUAAAUUUCCAGACACAGCUCCUUUAAGUUUUAAGUGUUUUACCUCUGUUAACAGCAUUUGACACCCCUGCAAAAAUGACCACAGCACUGAUGGCUCAGGAGGUGGACGGAAUUCUGAUUGACAACUACGCAUUGACAAGGUUUUCUAAUUGGAUGGAGAAGGAACCAAUUCGUGUGGAGCGCACUAUUGAACAUCCAAUAACAUACGGCCUAGUACUGCCCACAGGGUCACCAAUCACUACACAGUGCGUGCGACGAUACAUGACAAACUUCGACCAUGAAAUCUUUGACAAUAUCGCCAAACACCUCAAACCUGUUAAGGUUAGGACAAGCGUUUAAGGGGGGUUAUAUUUCUUUUUUUGUAAAAGAGGAGGCAAUUGAUCACAAGGAAGAUAAGUACACCCGUCAGUAGCUAAAAGUGGCUCAGGGUCACCUUGCUAUGAUAGCGAACUGAUUGGUCUUAAUAUUAACAAGUCCCUCAUAUCUCUUUCUAAUUAAGACCAGUGUAACGAACAUCCUGUUACUGUGAAUGCUUCCUUAUACGAACCAUCGUACAGGGGCUGCCACUCUAAUCUAAACCAUUUACAUGUUUAAUUUUCAGUAAUAUUUACUCGUACAAUUACCUUUUCAAUACACACUCAUUUUUACUGUCGUUUCUGUAAAGUAUGUUCGUGCGGUUGUAUUUUUUAGCUGCGUAGUAAGCGUUCCUUGGCCGUACGACUAGGCGCAACAGAGAGAACAAAAACAAAAAUGAGGCGCAACCUUAAAAGAACGAGAAUUAUAUUAAGAGAUUUUUUCUAGAGAGACUAAGGGAAUAUAUUCAGUGGUGUACAGAAAGUAAUAUGUAGCGAAUUUAUUGUGAACUAGGACGUAGCGAAUUCGACAAGUGGCGAAACCGGUUGUUAGCCCACCACAUUUUUGUUGUCUUCCCACCACCAUCGCGGACACCGGCACUUUUCACCUACACGGCUAACGAUGAGCGUAAAUCUAAGAUUAAUUGACAGAGCAAAUACUUCAUUUACAGAUAUAUAGGGUUAGAGCUAACCAGACUUCAAAGAACUUCAGUUGACUGAUUGUGAUUUUCUCACCUGUAUCUUAACGUACAUGAUAUUAUUCAUUCCUUGUCAGAGUAAGAAUACUGAAAAGAACUAUGCAGUGAAAGAAGCAGAAGGCCUUUUCUAUCAAGAACAUCUCUUUAGCAACGUGGUCAGGAUUGGUGUUGGUGUUGUGUCUGGUCUUGUGUUCAUUGGGCUUGUGUGGGAAUUUUCAUGUCGAAGACGCAAACACGGUAUGUCCUGUGUGGGGGUACCGUAAAUGUGUUGUCUGAACGAACAAGAAUAUGGAUUGAUCAAUUGGCGAACUGUUUCAAAGGCCUUUUUCCAACUGGAGUCUUGUAGUUACAUUUCCGCCUAGGUGUAACAUAAGUAGACACCGUUAACCCGAGUUGUUUUGUAUAAUGUGCUAUGUAUAAGAUCCUAUGGUAUUAAUCCAGGCAAAAGAUUUAUGUUACUUGAUCAUAGCUGUGGUCACUUUCCUCAUAAUCAUCAGCAUUAUCAUUAUCAUUAUAGUAACCACAACCCUCACAAUAGGCCCUUCUGUGUCACCGUAUUUUCGCUAUCUUAGUCAUCAUAUUAAUCAGACUAAGUCUUACAUCAUAAUUUUCCUCUUCUGCAUCGCUAUAACUGACAUAUGAUUACCAGUCUGUAUUUUCUUGCAGCCAAAUCACAGUCAAAACAGCCUGUUACCAAGGAAACAGACACUGAAGUGACUCCUUUGACCAAGGAUAUAGGAAAGAAAGAAGAGCUUCUCUUUGAAUACAACAAAUUUCAAAAGCGCUGGAUGGACCAACUGUCAGACAUGAAGAACCGAAAGCCAUGAUUAUUGACAAUUAAACCCGAUUUGACCUUUUUGAUGACAAUUAAAACUGUAACCACAGUAAAAAGCUUUAGACUGUAAAGCAUCUAGUGUGAGGUAAAACGAAUCUGAUACUAAUGAGCAAAAUCUAUUGUUCUCGCUCAUUCACCAUCAGAACACAUGUGAAGUCAAACUUGUCCCCAGGGCUUUUUCAUUAAAAGUGGAAGUGCCUAGGAAAAUCCCUGGGGAGGAGGUUGAUGUGAAGUUGGAAGUUUGACCCGAGUUACUUUUCACACUUAACUAUUUUAAUUUUAAAAUUUGGUACUGAAGAUUUUACUGAUCCAGGUCUACUAAAGAUCCGGCUGACCCUCACUGGUUUGUCGUUUUGGUUUUAUUUGAUAAGUAUUUCUGAAACUUUUCACAAUCAAUCUGGAUGUUCCUGGUUCUGCUGAACCUCUGGCACAAAAUUUCGUUCCAACUUUGUCAUAAGUUUCAUUUUAUAGUAGUCCGCUCAGUUCUUAAUAAUUCGUCCAAAUUCAAGUAGAAGUAGCGAGGGUAAUUUUUGUCUAUUAUAUCUUCCCAUAAAAAGAUAAUCAAGAAUAACACCAAAGCCAGUUAGCUUUUUUUCUCGUGGGAGGGGUGGUAAGGUAGAAGAGGUGUGGUGGUUGGGAGUGGACUUACUGUAGUUGCUAGUUUGUAAUUUGCCUUUUUUUUCUUUUAUUCAGAG
This is a messenger RNA of Porites evermanni, 9785 nucleotides long. The record is from the annotation of a GenBank genome assembly. NCBI's taxonomy places the organism in Eukaryota, Metazoa, Cnidaria, Anthozoa, Scleractinia, Poritidae.